AUGCCUUUUGGAGCAGAAAUAGCCAACCAUAAAAGCGGCAAAUUCUUCCAAAACCUGUAUCUUGGCCUGGAGCACAUCUCUGCACCAGGAGACCCCAGUCCCAGAAGAGUCCCAUCUCCACCUCACACACACUCGCUGCUCUCACUGAGGACUGUAAGGAGGAGAGCUGAGACGUCCAUCUGCUGCUGUCUCAGCUGCAGAGGACACGCCUUCUCCCCCUCCCCGUCCUGUGGCACGAUACAGGAGGAGAUGGGCGCCGUAGCUCGAGGCAGCCGCCGUUUCAAAGCACAAUAUGUUCACGCGCGUUCAAAGUGCCGUCGCCAACUGUCGCCUGCUACAAUGCUCCUCUCCCACCGCCACAAAGUGAGGAGAUAA
Messenger RNA from Knipowitschia caucasica, 375 nucleotides. The record is from the annotation of a GenBank genome assembly. Lineage: Eukaryota; Metazoa; Chordata; Actinopteri; Gobiiformes; Gobiidae.